Messenger RNA from Colossoma macropomum (tambaqui), 2100 nucleotides. RefSeq lists its product as uncharacterized. The transcript has 7 exons. The record is from RefSeq and is a predicted model, not a curated record. Bases 45 to 1841 code for a protein of 598 amino acids. Gene Ontology annotation, molecular function: transmembrane signaling receptor activity. NCBI's taxonomy places the organism in Eukaryota, Metazoa, Chordata, Actinopteri, Characiformes, Serrasalmidae. Gene Ontology annotation, biological process: cell surface receptor signaling pathway.
GUGACACACACACUCCCUCAGUGUAAUGUUUGACCCACUCAGAAAUGGACAUGAAACUCUUCAUCUUAUCAGUGUUUUUGGUGUUUGCAAGAGGACAAGGGAAACCAAGGGUGUCCCUGUUUCCAGGGUUCCCCCCUAGCCGUCUGUACGUGGCUGAUGAGGUCACUCUGAGGUGUAAGGAUGGCGACACUGUUCUCAACAAUGAUGUAAAAUGGGAAAAAGAUGGAGUCCAGCUCUCCGACAACAUUCGAAAUGGCAAGUUAGAAAUUGCUGCGGCGACGGUCUCGGACUCAGGGAGGUACACCUGUGAGAGUGGAGGCAAGAAGAGUGAUGAAGUGGAGAUCAAAGUGCUGGACAUGGUGCCCCUGGCAUCGCUCUCUGUUUUAAACAGAGCGAAGACUGUUCUAGGUAAAGGAGGUGCGGUUCUCAUGGAGCUCUACGUGGAGGAGGGGCUGAAGGACUGGUGGUGUCGUUAUACAGAAGGUGACGGUGAAAAGUGGCUCCCUUUGCUGCCAGAGAAGUGGACGAACAACCACAGUGUGGUCAUACACGCUGACGUUGAACAUGUAGGCGACAGGAUCUUCUGGUGCAUGAACACCAAGGCGAGACCAAAGGAGGAGCGUCCACGCAGUAACGCCGUCAAGCUCACAGCUACAGAGAAAAUGGUGAUGCUGCAGAUAUCCCAGAGGCCAGCGUGGUCGGGUGAUACUGUCUCUCUGAGCUGUGAUGUGUGGGGUGGUGCACAGGUGGACAAGGCUGUGUUUUUUAAGGAUGGAACAGAAAUCGAAAAGGGUUCCAAGGAUAAAUAUGACAUCUCAAAUGUCGCCAAAUCCAGCGAAGGCGCGUACACCUGCAGCGCCACCUACAGGUUCACCCACAUCAGUGAAACUGCAGCGACCUAUAGCAACUUGCCCUCUGAUCAACAGGUUCUCAGAGUCAUAGACGGUCCUCCUAUGGCCCACCUGGACUGUAACAGUCUGUACUGUAAGUGCCAGAAGUGUAGAAAUUCUCAUUCCUACCGCUGGCAUUACACUCCCCCUGGAGAAACACGAACAGUGGUACUGCAGGAUUCUGAUAACCGCAUCAGCCCUAAAAAGGAUGGGUCGUACACCUGCUCUGCCAAAUUUGAGGGGAUAGGCCAGUCCCGCCACAGCAACGAGUGUAUCCUGAAAGAGGAUGGAGGCGACGGACCCAACCUCAUGCUGAUCGUGGUGGUGCUGCUUGUCGUGGGGUUUCUGCUGCUGUUGCUGGGAGUGUAUAUAUAUAGAAAGGGUAGAAGACAGAAGAAGAUGGAGGCGGGUGCGGACGGAGGAUACGAGGAGGUCGGCGCUCAGAAGAAAGGGGCUGGGACAGGGGGCGAGUACGAGCUCCUCAAGCGCAGUGAGGAAGACAAAGAGAAAGCCCAGUACGACACCCUGAAAGGUCAGGGUAAGGGUCAGGGUGAGGGAGGGUAUGAACCUCUAAAGGUUGGUCAGUCUGGGGGUGAUGUUUACCACACUCUAAAGGAACAAGGUCAGGGAGAGGGUGGGUACGAGGCUCUGAAGACGGCUCAGGCUGAGGUCUACCACACUCUAAAGGAAGGUCAGGAUGAGGGAAAGGGGGAAUACCAGGCUCUGAAGACCGGUGAGGGUGAAAGUGCAGUUUACCACACUCUAAAAGACCAGGCUCAGGGUCAGGCUGAGGGCAAAGGGGAGUAUGAGGCUCUAAAGACCACUCAGGCUCAGGUCUACCACACCCUGGGCCAAAAGCAGGAGUCAGGACAAGCGGAGGGGCAAAAGGCAAAAGAUGAAAGUCCAUACGAGGAACUCAAAGCUGAGAAAAAAGAGAAAGAGGCUGAGUGAGUGACCUUUACUUAACCACUGUUUGAGGGCAUUAAAAUAGAAAAAGGUAAAAAGGACCCAAAGACAAUUUGAUGAGACAGUUUUCCACAGACACUUUGCUCUUUAAAUAUGAUAUUAGAUGAUAUUAGCAGCCUUAAAGAUUAAUUCCAACAAAGUGUCCACAUAACUGGGUGUUUUAGAUGUAAACAGAGAGAUUCAGAGUGGUUUGGUGUGAAAUGGUUCAGAUGUCUUUACAGUGGUGGUGAUAGGAACCAGGGGU